Molecule: messenger RNA, 1224 nt
Organism: Durusdinium trenchii
Lineage: Eukaryota; Dinophyceae; Suessiales; Symbiodiniaceae
Source: the annotation of a GenBank genome assembly
AUGUCCAACGAAACUCAGAUUCAUCCAAAUGCCCCAUGUGCUUUCUCCGACGUGUUUCCUUGUUUUGUUUCGCUUGUUUGGUGCCAGGACUCCACCCCCUCGUCACCCUCCAAGCUCAAAGUGAUGCGUGAGGAGGUGGCUGCGAGGACAUGGCCGAAUGAGGCCUUUUUCACCAGUGCGGCCACAGAAGCCGUCACGAACGUGGUGAUGACUCAUGCAUGGCGCGGGUGCAGGUCCGUGAGCGGCUUGGCGGACUUGGCGGCCGUGUUGCUUUAUGGCCUUUCAAGCACCGGGCUCAUGAAGGAUGCUGAGGCCGAUACCUUCUGGUCCUUGUCCGAGCUCUUGGCUGAGGAGUCGAUCCUGGGAGAUGAAGCCUUGGCCUGGCAGGCCAAGCGCCUGCACCGGCUGCAUCUCAGUUUCGACCCUCCGGUCGCCGAGCUCUUGCAGGAACAUGGGCUAGAGGCAAUGCCCGCCUUAAGGCUGGGAGCGUUGCUGCUUAGCCGCGCGGGCUUUCCUUUGGUUCAGCUGGCUCGGCUCUGGGAUGCGCUCUUGGCCGAUCCCCGCCGCUUCGAGUUUGCGGAUGACCUCGUUCUCGCCUUGCUCUUGCUGACGCGAGGGGAUUUGCUGCAGCGCGACGACGUGGGCGGCCUGGCCGAGUCCUUGCUGGCGGCGCCACUGGUCGUGGAUCUGGAGCUGUUGCUGCGGAGGGCGUAUGCCAUUUGCGCUCUCCGGCGGCAGCACGGCCCCAAUGAUCAAAUGCCCUUCCCCAAGCUGCCUGAAGGCAUUGACCUCGACAGCGCAGUGGCCGCCGCCCAGGAAGGCCUCUCCUCACUCUGGGGCAAGGUGCGUGCGGCCGGCGCCGGGUACUGGGAAGCAGCGUCCGAAGUGGACUGGGGCGCUCAGGUGGUGCGAGCACGACAGGUGGUGGCCGAACGAGCACCACUCAUUCAACAGCAGCUGUCUCAGGCCACGAGUGCCAUGGCCGAGGCGGCCGCCAGUGCUGCGGCGGCCUUAGAAGCCCAAGCGAAGGAGAAUGAAGAGGUCCAGGCCCUUCCAACGGACACGGCUCCCACGGCCACAGCGGCCACGGCCACAGCGGCCACGGUGAUGCCGCCAGUCCAGGCCGAUGACGACGUCCAGGUCCACUUCGAAGCAGGUCCUAGCGAGGCAAGCGAGGCCCCACAGCUGGUGCUUGCUCCCGAAGGAAUCCUGUGGACGAUCUAG